Molecule: messenger RNA, 1126 nt
Organism: Papilio polytes (common Mormon)
Lineage: Eukaryota; Metazoa; Arthropoda; Insecta; Lepidoptera; Papilionidae
Product: cuticle protein 18.6, isoform B-like
Exons: 9
Coding region: 74-1090 (338 amino acids)
Cellular component (GO): extracellular matrix
Source: RefSeq, a predicted model, not a curated record
CUUGCACAUAUAAAAACAUUAUGUCCGACCAUUGACAUCAAUCAACACUUGGUUUCUAACAAACACACACAAAAUGUUCAGCAAAAUCGUAGCUUUCGGCGCUCUGGUGGCGGCGGCCAAUGCUGGUCUUCUGGCCGGACACGGCGGACUCGUGACUUCCCAAAGCGUGGUUCACCACGGUGGUUAUGCUGCUGCUCCCCUUGCCCACGCUGCCCCUCUUGCCCACGCCGCUCCUCUUGCCCAUGCCGCUCCACUUGCCCACGCCGCCCCAGUUGCCUACACCUCCGGUCAUGACUAUUACUCGCACCCUAAAUACGACUACACUUACUCCGUGGCUGACCCUCACACCGGUGACCACAAGUCCCAGCACGAGAUCCGCGACGGUGACGCCGUCCACGGCUCUUACUCUCUGCUCCAGCCUGAUGGCUCCGUGCGCACUGUCGACUACACCGCUGACGACCACACCGGUUUCAACGCCGUAGUGCACAACACCGCCCCCGCUGUCCACCCCGCGCCCGCGCCAUCUCAUGAUAUUUCAACGAUAGCAACCCACGUUAAGGAUCAUCAUUACUACUUAAACCAUACACACAAAAUGUUCAGCAAAAUUGUAGCCUUCGGCGCUUUGGUAGCGGCCGCAAACGCUGGUCUUCUUGGAUACGGACAUGGCGCGGCAGUGUCCUCCCAAAACAUAGUGCGACAUGACGCUGGACACUCAUAUGCUCCUGUUGCCCAAGCCUACGCACCCGCUGCCCACGCUUACGCGCCUGUUGCCCACGCCGUACAAUACGCACCAGUUGCCCACUACGCUGCCCCUGCUGCUGCAUACAGUGGUCAUGACUACUAUGCUCACCCCAAAUACGACUACACUUACUCCGUGGCUGACCCUCACACCGGUGACCACAAGUCCCAGCACGAGAUCCGCGAUGGUGACGCAGUGCACGGCUCUUACUCUCUGCUCCAGCCUGAUGGCUCCGUGCGCACUGUCGACUACACCGCUGACGACCACACCGGUUUCAACGCCGUAGUGCACAACACCGCUCCCGCCGUCCACCCCGCGCCCGCGCCCUCUCAUGGCUACCAUCAUUACUAAAUUUAAUCAUUAAUUUAUUUAUAACAUGUGCAAUGA